Messenger RNA from Peromyscus eremicus (cactus mouse), 1086 nucleotides. RefSeq lists its product as uncharacterized. Lineage: Eukaryota; Metazoa; Chordata; Mammalia; Rodentia; Cricetidae. The transcript has 4 exons. The record is from RefSeq and is a predicted model, not a curated record. The coding region runs from base 81 to 446 and encodes 121 amino acids.
CCUCUCUCCUACAUUUUCUGAUGAGGUCACCUUUUUAGGAACACCUUAUUGUUUAUUCCACAGUGGUGGAAGGUUCUAGAAUGCUGCUGGGAACUGAAAGGCAAGGGCCAGUGGUUACACCCUUCUGGAGCGGCGCACACAUUCCUUGGGAGGAGCUUGGGUUUCUGAAGCUUCUGCAACCUUUCCUGGAGCCAGGAUGCCAUGCUGGUUCCAGGCCCAUCGUAUUCCUGAGGAAGGUCGUGCCAGCUGAGCAUAGUGCCUCCUGCUUGCUGGCUGUUGGCGCACAGUGGCUGUAUUCCGAUAUCCCCUCUUCUCCUUUCUCACGCCUCAUGGCCUGUCUGGAGCAGCGAUUCUCACGAAGUCUGAACACCUUUCACCAGCUCAGCUCCUCACACCACCGCUUUCAACUCCCUUCUAAGAAGGACUUCCUUUGCUCUGCCUUCUGAGGUUCGCCCGCGCUCUCCCCAUCUGCUGGAGUCCCGUGUGUGACUGGCGGUGAACCGUGCAUUUCCUGGGUGCUUGUUACAGCGUGUUUGCUUCUGCACAUUGUAAGUUCCACAAGUCAGGGAGACCUCUUCCAAUUUGUCCCCAACACAUCCACAGUAGCCAUACAGUGCCAGCCACAUGGUAGGCAGUCUCUGAGUAUUUGAGGAGAGGUAUGAGCCAGAGAGGGCUGGGAAGUUGGGAACAGAUUUGCCUUUAAUGGGAAUAGGGAGCAGGGUGAGGCCUGGAUCCCAUUCAGGUCAGUAAAUGUUUAUUGAGUGUCUGCCCCUUGUUCUCCUUCAUCAUCAGAUAAUCACAUGUGUUAGUUCCCUGAAAACCAGCUCCCAGGCCAAACAGUGCAGAUGAAAGCAUUUAAUCCUAUAGCAACGACUUUCCCUAAUGGCGGCUGUCUGAAGGUUUCCAUGUGGGUCCGGGAUGAUGGAAGGGGAGGACUCACAUGCUGGGGAGUAUCAAUCAAACAGCAAACCAAAACAAAACACAAAAGCAAGUUGCAUCAAAUAAUUCCUAGAUGCUCCAUUAGAUAUAAAAAUAACUGCUCUUUCCAGUUUAAACAUAUGCUAACUGGAAAGUGAUCUGCCCCCA